AUGGUUUUCCUACCUGGUCCGCAGUAUGCGCCUUUGGACCCAAUUCCCGACGAUAUUCCCAUUAGCGAGUUCAUGCUCAAUGAGAAGUAUGGGCGCACACCACAUGCGCAAUCGAGGGACCCAUUCACCUGUGGCUUGACCGGCAAAUCUUAUUCUUCGCGCGCUACUGUCGACAGAGUGGAUCACUUUGCGCGCGGCCUUGCAAAGGAGCUGGGAUGGGCCCCUAAUCGAGGAACUGAAUUUGACAAGACUGUGGGAGUGUUCAGCGUGAAUACGAUCGAUGCUGUGCCAUUUUUCUGGGGUGUUCAUCGCUUGGGUGGUGUCGUGUCACCCGCGAAUGCCGCAUACUCAGCCGCCGAGUUGAAGUAUCAGAUCUUGGAUUCUGGUGCUAAAGCUCUUUUCACCUGCGUCCCACUUCUCUCAGUUGCUCUCGAGGCCGCCGCGCUCGCCGGAUUGCCAAAGAACAGGGUAUAUCUGAUGGAUGUACCUGAAGCCAUUAUGGGAGGCGCCAAGGUCCCAAGUGGUUUCAAGACUACUGAGCAAUUGGCCGAAGCAGGCAAGUCUCUCCCCUCGCUGGAGCCAUUGAAUUGGGGACCAGGAGAGGGAGCGCGACGAACUGCGUUCUUGUGCUACUCCAGCGGAACAUCCGGUCUUCCGAAGGGCGUGAUGAUUUCUCACCGCAACGUGAUUGCAAACACGUUGCAGAUUACCGCCUUUGAAAAGUAUCACCGUGCUUCGCAACCCUUGACCAACGGCCAGCCUCUGCACACCGAUGUGAGCAUUGGCCUUCUGCCUCAAAGUCAUAUUUAUGCCUUGGUCGUCAUUUGUCACGCCGGUCCUUAUCGCGGAGAUCAAGUCGUUAUUUUGCCCAAAUUUGAGCUCAACGUAUACCUACGAGCAAUUCAACAAUUCAAAAUCACCAGCCUGUUUUUGGUUCCUCCGAUCAUUAUCAAUAUGCUUCGCAGCCAGGACGUCUGCUCGAAGUAUGACUUGAGCUCCGUGAAGACGCUCUUCACAGGAGCCGCGCCCUUGGGAAUGGAGACUGCGCUUGAUUUCCAGAAGGUCUACCCCAAUGUUGUUAUUCGUCAAGGAUAUGGUCUCACCGAAACGUCGACUGUGGUCAGCUCGACCCUUCCUGGAGACGUCGUGCUAGGAUCCUCUGGCUGCUUCCUCCCGGGAGUCGAAGCGCGCAUCAUGACCCCUGAAGGCGAGGAGGUCACAUCCUACGAUACCCCUGGCGAGCUCGUCGUGCGGUCCCCGAGCGUUGUGCUUGGCUAUCUCAACAAUGAAAAGGCCAACAAGGAGACCUUUGAAGAUGGAUGGAUGCGUACUGGUGACGAGGCGGUCGUGCGAAAAGGACCCAAUGACACUGAACAUGUGUACAUUGUUGAUCGAAUCAAGGAGUUGAUCAAAGUCAAGGGACUUCAAGUCGCACCCGCCGAGCUCGAAGCACACCUUCUCACUCACCCGGCUGUCGCCGACUGUGCCGUCAUUGCUAUUCCAGAUGACGCGGCUGGAGAGGUACCCAAGGCCGUCGUCGUCAAGUCAGCCUCCGCAGGCUCCGACGAAGAUGCGAUUGAAGCCAUCAAAAAGCACGUGCAAGAUCACAAGGCCCGACACAAGUGGUUGAAGGGUGGUGUUCGAUUUAUGGAUGCCAUCCCCAAGAGUCCUAGUGGAAAGAUCCUGCGCCGUCUUCUGCGUGAUCAAGAAAAGGAAGCUCGGAGAAAGGCUGGUACCAAGCUUUGA
This is a messenger RNA of Penicillium diatomitis, 1746 nucleotides long. RefSeq names its product acyl--CoA ligase. Bases 1 to 1746 code for a protein of 581 amino acids. Gene Ontology annotation, molecular function: CoA-ligase activity. The record is from RefSeq and is a predicted model, not a curated record. The transcript is spliced from 6 exons. NCBI's taxonomy places the organism in Eukaryota, Fungi, Ascomycota, Eurotiomycetes, Eurotiales, Aspergillaceae.